Messenger RNA from Aureobasidium subglaciale EXF-2481, 855 nucleotides. RefSeq lists its product as uncharacterized. The coding region runs from base 1 to 855 and encodes 284 amino acids. NCBI's taxonomy places the organism in Eukaryota, Fungi, Ascomycota, Dothideomycetes, Dothideales, Saccotheciaceae. The transcript is spliced from 3 exons. The record is from RefSeq and is a predicted model, not a curated record.
AUGGCUAAGCCCAAGUCCAAGCCCAGAACCAAUUCCAACGCCAAAGUCAAGGUCAGAGCCCCUCCAGCCACCAAAGUAACCCCAAAAGCCACAGUCAGAAGUGCUUCGGUCGAUGAACCAGACACUUUCAACACUUCAGACGCCGUUCAGCCACGUUCCCAAGAUACACACCAGGCAGUCACUCUUCUUAACUUGCCUCUCGAACUUCUCCACGUGAUCUUCGACUAUGCGGCUGAUCGCGAUCAUCUCAAACAUCACCGCUAUACAAUUCGAAUGCGUGAGAGAGAGACAGCCUCGGCCCCGAAUUGUCGCUAUCCCUUCCACCUCAGGAUCGACACAAGAUUGAUGAUGAGCAAUAGCGUCGGCGGUCCUAUGAGGCUACAACACCUUGAAGGUCUGCUGCCGUAUCCACUGGGCCUGAGUACCAUCAAGUUGACCCUGGUGAUCCAUGAAAUCUCGAGAGACGGUUUCGACUUCUCUUUCCCUGUCGACUUGGGCGUGGAGUUGUUCAAGAGGUAUCGUACCAAGAAGCUCGACUCCGAGGGUGAAGUCAUGUCUAUGCACUUGAGUUGGCGACUGGUGUGUAUUGACCCUUUACUGACGCCAAAGUCUGGCGUGCGACGCAUAUUCGAUUGGUAUCUCCAAGAGCUGAUGGACGAAUUACAUCAGUGGGCAGCCAGCAGAGCAGUCCAUAAUUCGUGGAGCUUGGAGAGAUUUGUCUUGUGGCUUGAAAGAUGGCUGAAGACAGACAUCAGCUUCUAUAGCACCAAAGGAACGCUUUUGGGGUGUCUACAUGCCAAGACGAGAUACGACAGGGUUUUGGCUCUCGAUCACUACUACGAGGGAGCAUAUUAG